AACAUGUGCAUCUGGAAACAGUCGUACAUGCUGGAGAAAAACUAUGCCAGCCUCUGGCAGGCGCGCAGAUUUUGAUGCGUAUUUGGAUGUGGACUUGCUGCAGAAUUGCAAAGAAGGCAAAUCACCAUGGCUGCUGAGGACCUGGCAGGACCACGUCAGGCAGUUUCCGUUGACCAGCUGGUGCCAUAUUUACAGCUGCCCAUUCCUACAGCGAGAGCCUGCAUUUGUCAGUCACGUGGGGGCCACUGGUCGGUGCCCCUCAGAGCAGUCUGGUCCUGCAGGGGUUAAUGUCUGCCCCUUUGCACAGUGUUUAUCAGUUGUCAGGACUCGGAUUGACCUUUACUCUCACACAGCAGACAGGGAAGAGCUGCAGCUGUCCUUCCCAUACCCAGGCUCACCAUGGGGCUCCUGGACUAUGUGGUCUCCUUCCUCCCCGGAGUGCCCUGGAACCUGUGGGGCAGUGUGGACUCCUUCCUACAAGGUCUGGUCGGGGCCUGCGCCGUGUCCGUUCUGUACAACUUCAUGAAGGUUCAUCUGUACAUCAUGUGUUUGAAUAACCCCGAGAAACAGAAGAAGGCGACACAACUCAGCUCCCCGGCUCGGUUUCGUGACCUCCUCCAUCUCCUGCUCCUCACGUUCAUUUACUCCAUGCUGGGGCCCCGGGUGGGGGCUCUGGUGGUUUUGGAGUUCUCCCUACGUGCAGUCUCCAUGAUAUUGUCUCUACAGAAGGGCAUCCAGAGUUCCCAGCUGUUCCUCCUCUGCCAGUUCUCAUUGGGAUGCGGAGUAACUUGCAGCCUGGAUUACCUGCAUGAAGGGGCCCCUCACCGAACAUGGAACCUUCUACUGGCGGUGGGCCUAUCGGGGCUGAUUGUGUGGCAGACGAGCAGGAUGUGCCGACAUGUGGCAGUUAUGUACCAGCUGCACAGCAGCAAACGUUACUGUGGGGUUUGCCUGUCUUUGCUGGCCUGCUGGCACGACAUCCCUACUGGGCUGUGCCGGGCACUGAAAGUGGCAUUCUUCGUAUCGGAUCUGGCAGCCGUGGCCGUGAUUAACCGGGAUUUCCUCAGCACGGCAGAGGCUGUGAGAUUUUGGACGCCACUGACCAUCUGCUACACACUGCUGGUGAUCUAUAUGCAAGAGGAGCAGCACCAGAACCCCACGGAGCAGAUGGCAUAUCAGACAGUGUUUGUUCGCAUGGGGGGCCUCCUGAUCCUGAUGAUGACAGUGGGGAGAUGGUCAGACAUUUUACACAUCUUCAUCUCGCUGGUCGGAGAGCUGUGGUGCCUGGUCCAUGCCGGGGUCAUGCUGGACAUCUGCAGAGAGGAGGAUUAUUCAGCCAGAUUAUCGACCUCCAGACACAGUCCAAUGCCUAGAAAACCUAAGACAGAGACCGCCCUGGAGGGAUGAGACGGAUCAUAUCCUGGAAUUUCUUAUAAUGACUGUUUAUGAAAGCACCAUGACCGUGAAAGGCACUGACCCCGCAGUCCCAUAGUGGAGGGUGAAGGAACGAUGAUGGAGAACUCAUACCCCCUGGAUCAUCUGCAUUUAUAGAGCAGGAACCCACGGACUUUGCAUGUCUCUGAAUCCAGAUCACGGGUGCCUGCAGUGCAAAGAUAAAUCAAACACAAAUCAGUGCAUCAUGAAAACUUUUGCAACUUUCUGAUAGACUUAUUUAGAUUUGUCACCGUUAUUAAAAUCUCUGCUUGCUCUCAGUGAAUAGGAACAUUGUGGUUUACAUUCAAAGUCUGUAAACCUGUACAGACCUAACAGUUCUUACAGCUGAGGGUUUGUUACAGUUGUAUCCAGACUAGUCAAUCCUGUUCCCAUUCACUGAACAAGGUGAGUAAAGGAAGUGCAAAGGCUAUCAGAAAGUUGUAUUUCCAGAGGACUGGAUGAGCGCUGGACCCAGGGCACUCACCCCGAUAGUGUUCGGCAUUUAGGAAUGUUUUUUUUAUUAUUAUUAUUAUUAUUUUUAAGCGUAUUUAGUGGAGAUAGUUAUUUGUCUAUAGGAUUUGGGAUCGUGUUAUGUGAUCUUACAAACACUGCAAAUCCAUUCUGUGCAGUACCCUGUGCACAUCUAUAGGUGGCGCUCACACUUUGCUGCACUGUCAUCACUAAGGUCAACUCUAACAGGUAUGUCACUCUGUAGGUAAAAAGCCACGGGUCUAUAUUAAACUUACUUGUCCUAUGACGCACUUCGUAUACGAUUUGAUAAAAAUGCAUAGGCCAUGUCAAGCCUACAGGUGCGGCUGCAAAUGAGAGUAGGGACCCAUUCAAAAAGGUCCACCUUGACGUGGUGACUGGGCCUAUGCAUUUUCAUCAAAACUUAUAUGAAGUGCUUCCAUGGAGCUAUUUAUAAAAGAAGCAGUAGAUGAAUGGCGGGUGGUGUGCGACCCAUGCCUUUUCUUCUACAGACCGUCGACUCGAACAAGCCGUAGGUCACACCAGGAGAGUGAGCGAUCUGACAGCCCGUGUUGCGUCCUGGCUCCAGCCUUCCCAGUUGUGCCAACCAAAAACAUGUGUAAAUAAAUUGGCUGCUGUAUCCAAGCUCCUGGUGUGUAAUACUGUCUACUGAGCUGCCGUAUCUAAGCCCAUCAUGUGUGAUACUGUCUACUGAGCAGCUGUAUCUAAUCCUAUCGUGUGAUACUGUCUACUGAGCUACAGUUUCUAAGCCCAU
This is a messenger RNA of Bufo bufo (common toad), 2677 nucleotides long. RefSeq names its product transmembrane protein 82 (gene TMEM82). The record is from RefSeq and is a predicted model, not a curated record. The transcript is spliced from 6 exons. Lineage: Eukaryota; Metazoa; Chordata; Amphibia; Anura; Bufonidae. The coding region runs from base 400 to 1407 and encodes 335 amino acids.